GCUGGUGGGACGGAUCGUCGCCCGCGGCGCUUUCGCUGCCGCUUGUGAAGAUUUUUAUUUGCUUCCGCACAAUCACGCCCACGGGCGCUGUGUGCGUGUGUGUUGGGUUGGCUUUUUUGAGGGGCUUUUUUUUUUUUGGCUUUUUUUUUUUUUUUUUUUACCUCCUUCUUCUGCUGGUGGAAAGCCCUAAUUACUGCGAUUGCUGAUGGACCUUGGAAAGAAGGCUGCACUGGUGCCCCGCUCCGCAGUCGGACACGCUCAGCUUGCGCCGGACAGGGCGGCCGCUCGCCCGCCGCCCCCCGCCACCUCCGCGGGCCCCCGCGCUCCCCCGGCCGAGGCUCGGGACGAUACCGCCCGGCUCCUGCGAGCCAGGAUUUUACUUUCACGUCGCCGUUUCUCCUGCUCCGCUUGGAUUACUUGGCUGCUCCCGCUCGGUGAUCCCGCGCGAUGGAGAAAUCCAGUGCAGUAUUAAUCCACGGAGGUGCAGUGGGGACAGUUGGCAGUACAAUGGCUUCUCAGUACCUCGUAGUGGCUCUGGCCGUUUUCUCCUCUUUUGCCCAGGUUGUAAUAGAAGCCAGCUCUUGGUGGUCUUUAGGGAUGAAUCCCAUGAACCCCAUGAACCCUGUUCAGAUGUCAGAGGUGUAUAUAAUAGGAGCCCAGCCACUAUGUAGCCAGCUAGCAGGGCUUUCCCAAGGACAGAAGAAACUCUGCCAAUUGUAUCAGGACCAUAUGCAGUUCAUUGGAGAGGGUGCAAAGACGGGCAUUAAGGAGUGCCAGUAUCAGUUCAGACAUAGAAGAUGGAAUUGCAGCACUGUGGACAACAACUCUGUUUUUGGCAGAGUCAUGCAGAUAGGCAGCCGAGAGACGGCGUUCACCUACGCGGUGAGCGCGGCCGGCGUGGUCAAUGCCAUGAGCCGCGCCUGCCGGGAGGGAGAGCUCUCCUCCUGUGGCUGCAGCCGAGCUGCACGGCCCAAGGACUUGCCCCGGGACUGGCUUUGGGGUGGCUGCGGGGAUAACAUCGAGUACGGAUACCGCUUUGCCAAGGAGUUCGUGGACGCUCGGGAGCGCGAGAGAGUUUACCAGCGAGGCUCCUACGAGAGCGCCCGGAUCAUGAUGAACCUGCACAACAACGAGGCUGGGAGAAGGACGGUGUACAACCUGGCUGACGUCGCCUGCAAGUGCCACGGCGUCUCUGGUUCCUGUAGCCUGAAGACCUGUUGGCUGCAGCUCGCCGAUUUCCGCAAGGUAGGCGAUGCCCUGAAGGAGAAAUACGACAGCGCCGCCGCCAUGAAACUCAACAGCCGGGGCAAGCUGGUGCAGGUGAACAGCCGCUUCAACGCCCCCACCAUCCACGACCUGGUGUACAUCGACCCCAGCCCCGACUACUGCGUGCGCAACGAGAGCACCGGCUCCCUGGGCACCCAGGGCCGCCUGUGCAAUAAGACCUCAGAGGGCAUGGACGGCUGCGAACUCAUGUGCUGCGGCCGGGGCUACGACCAGUUCAAGACGGUGCAGCGAGAGCGCUGCCACUGCAAGUUCCACUGGUGCUGCUACGUGAAAUGCAAGUUGUGCACAGAAAUCGUGGACCAGUUUGUGUGCAAAUAGGGGGACAGGAUGAGGUGGGAGGAACUGUAGCCACCUGCCAGCGAGGGGUGUAGGCCCCUCUCCCUUUCCACAGGACUAUCUCCACUUUUAUUUAUAGAGUCCAACGAGUUGUCGUCUUCUUUUGAGAAAAAAAAAAAAAAAAGGAAAAAAAAAAAGGGCAGAGGAAGGGAAAAAAAAAAAGAAAAAAGAAAAAUAUAAAGAUUGCAAAGAGAAGUGCCUGGAAACCCUCUGUCUCCAUCCCAGAACUGUGUUAGGCUUAUAUUUUUGGCAAUAAUGGGUGAGAAUCUGAGAAUAUUUAUUUUGCAAAGUUAAAAAAAAAAUUGACUUUUCUUACAAACAAUAGAGUAGUUUGAGGGGAAAAUCCAACAUAUCCUAAUUUAGUACCAUGGAAAGUAAAUACAUGUGCAGUAGGCAGAGCAACCAUGUGAUGUGCUUGGGAUGCUAGAACAAUCCUUAAGGAUGUGAGGAACACACAGACCUGUCCAUGACUUUUAGUUUCAGACACUAGAAGUUGCUAGAAUAGGGUAUAUAAAGCUGUUCAGUGCAUGUAGGGCUCUGUAAAUAAGGGGUAUAUUCAGCAUGAAGUGCUGUGUUGGUUGCAUAUCUAACUGUGCCCACAGUGUCACCGGAGGGCAAAGAGCAAAGGAUCAGAAAGGCUUCAACUGCGCUAUCCCUGAAUCACAGGGGCUGGUUCCAAAAGCUAUCAAGAAUG
Molecule: messenger RNA, 2317 nt
Organism: Empidonax traillii (willow flycatcher)
Lineage: Eukaryota; Metazoa; Chordata; Aves; Passeriformes; Tyrannidae
Gene: WNT5A
Product: Wnt family member 5A
Exons: 5
Coding region: 448-1605 (385 amino acids)
Biological process (GO): canonical Wnt signaling pathway; multicellular organism development; neuron differentiation
Cellular component (GO): extracellular region
Molecular function (GO): cytokine activity; frizzled binding
Source: RefSeq, a predicted model, not a curated record